Messenger RNA from Fukomys damarensis (Damara mole-rat), 5521 nucleotides. RefSeq names its product ring finger protein 121 (gene Rnf121). The coding region runs from base 18 to 1001 and encodes 327 amino acids. The record is from RefSeq and is a predicted model, not a curated record. Gene Ontology annotation, cellular component: Golgi membrane; endoplasmic reticulum membrane. Lineage: Eukaryota; Metazoa; Chordata; Mammalia; Rodentia; Bathyergidae. The transcript is spliced from 12 exons. Gene Ontology annotation, molecular function: metal ion binding; ubiquitin protein ligase activity.
GGGGGCGAGCCUUGAAGAUGGCGGCAGUGGUGGAGGUGGAGGUUGGAGGAGGUGCUGUUGCGGAACGGGAGCUAGAUGAGGUUGAUAUGUCAGAACUCUCACCAGAAGAGCAGUGGAGGGUUGAGCAUGCACGCAUGCAUGCCAAACAUCGUGGUCAUGAAGCCAUGCACGCUGAAAUGGUCCUCAUCCUCAUCGCGACCUUGGUGGUGGCCCAGCUGCUCCUAGUGCAGUGGAAGCAGAGACAUCCCCGCUCCUACAAUAUGGUGACCCUCUUUCAGAUGUGGGUUGUUCCCCUCUAUUUCACAGUGAAGCUGCACUGGUGGAGAUUCCUAGUGAUCUGGAUCUUCUUCUCUGCUGUCACCGCCUUUGUCACUUUCCGAGCCACACGAAAACCUCUAGUACAGACAACCCCAAGGUUGGUUUAUAAAUGGUUCCUGCUAAUAUAUAAAAUCAGCUAUGCUACUGGCAUCGUUGGCUACAUGGCUGUCAUGUUUACCCUCUUUGGUCUUAACUUACUAUUCAAGAUUAAACCAGAAGAUGCCAUGGACUUUGGUAUUUCUCUCCUCUUCUAUGGCCUCUAUUAUGGAGUUCUUGAGCGAGACUUUGCAGAAAUGUGUGCAGACUACAUGGCGUCUACAAUAGGGUUCUACAGUGAGUCAGGCAUGCCUACCAAACACCUUUCUGACAGCGUGUGUGCUGUGUGUGGGCAGCAGAUCUUUGUGGAUGUCAGUGAAGAGGGCAUCAUCGAGAACACGUACAGGCUGUCCUGCAAUCAUGUAUUCCACGAGUUCUGUAUCCGCGGCUGGUGCAUUGUGGGAAAGAAGCAGACAUGUCCCUACUGCAAAGAGAAAGUAGACCUGAAGAGGAUGUUCAGCAAUCCCUGGGAGAGGCCUCACGUCAUGUAUGGGCAGCUGCUGGACUGGCUUCGGUACUUGGUAGCCUGGCAGCCUGUCAUCAUUGGCCUGGUGCAGGGCAUCAACUACAUCCUGGGCCUGGAGUAGUUGGGAAGUUGCAACAUUGGAGAACCCACCCCACCCACUGUGGACCUCAGGGCGCUCUCCUCCCUGCCCACAAAGACCUCCUGGGUGGGAAAGACUCAAAAGGGUGCUUGGGCCAUUCAGGACCCCCCCCCGGCUGUGUCUGGCCUGGGGAGGGAUGUGACAGAGAGCCAACCAGCGGGGCUGUCAGCAGUGCGGGGCUUUUUAAAAGAAAACUAUUUUGAUGAAUAUAUUUAAAAAAAAAUCCUUUUUUAUUGUGGAACACAGGAGUUGCCCCCCUCCAGCCUCAGCCUGCCCAAGCAGGUUGGGAGCGGAGCCUUGACAUUUUUGGUUUAAAGGAGCCUUCUCACCUUUGGUUGAGAGCACUGGUGGGUUCUCAGGAAGCUGAGGGCCUCAGCACACCCACCCACUCUUCUUUUCCCUCUGCGGGGCUCAAGCUUGGGCCACCCAGUUUGGAAGAACUGAGGAACUCAGACUAGUGGCACAGUUGAGCACUGAGGGAUAAGCUGUCUCCUGCCCUGCCCCGUCUGGGGUAUAGGAUGAGUGUUGUGUUUGUCUCCCCAGGAGACACUGUCCAGGCGCUAAAGGCUGGGUGAGGCAAGUGGCAGCUUCAUCGGUGACUUUUUCAACAAGGGAAGUCCUGGGGCCUCGAUGUGUUUGGGACAACUGGAAGAAUCAGCAUAAUGGCACAUCUACCGCUGAGCAGGGCUGGGUCAGCUAGGAAUAGAGGCUGAGGAGAUGACUUGUAGGAGCAGUGACUGAGAGCCUCUUGGGCAAGCUGAUCCUUUGGCCUGAAAGAGGUGAUGUGCCAAAGGUCACUCUGCCAUAUCACUUCCUUCCUGAAAGCCUGAGGGCGAAUGUUCGCGUGCGUGUGCAUAUGUGUGCACACAUAGCAGCAGGACCGGCUAUGACAGAUGUCUACUUCUCCCAGUCAGCAGACGGUUUGCCCUUGAAGCUAGCAGGGGAUUCUCAGGCAAGGGGGUAUCCCUGUGUGAACGUCAUCAUUCCUGGGCUCCUCUGCCCCUCACAACAGGAAUGGUGGAUGGGUGGGAAGGAGGAUAGGCCUAGGUGAGUACACGUUCUGAAAAGGGGCUUCCAAGCAGGCCUCGGCCUUGGUCCUAGGAAUUCUGAAGGACGUGGGAGGGCCGUGGCACUGGGUUCCUACGGAAUCUGGCCCAACAGGGCCUACCCCUUCACGGACAGUGAGAACCAAGCAGGGUCUCGUCACGCAUCUGAAUAAAGCUCCGUGAGCUGGGUUGGAAAGCUCAACACCAUCUUGCUUCUCUUUCCACCUUUCUUUUGGGUCCCAGGGUUGUCUGUGUCUACUGCCCCUGUCGAGAGCCAGGGCCUGGAGGCGAUCGCCACUGCCUUUGCACUAUUCCAGCAUUCCCGGGAGUGGUGAAAGGCCAGGGAUGAGGGGCUCUGGGGCAUCACUGGGUUGGCCAGUGCUGUCACCCCCGCCCUCCUCAGUGCACUCAGCCACAUCUUCCCUGCCCAUGGUACCUCACUGCUCUUGCCACCUGUGGGGAACCUUCAGGAAGAACUGGGACUGGGCAAAGGACAGAGAGAUUGUCCUUCCUUUCAUUUCUGUCUCCCCACCCCCACAUGAGGCUGAGAAGCUGAGGCCAAGGCUGUUUUUUCAUUCUUAGCAGUCCUCAAUCCACAACCUUGCAGUGGCCCACCUUUGGUCUCUUUUACACUGUAUGGUCCUAGCUCCUCCCCUUGUCAGUCCACCCACUCCCCAGAGGGCUGUGGCCCCGAAACCUUUGCCUUGCCUCCAGAUUUAACUCCUGGAAAUACUGGAGUUUCUAGGAAGUUUCCCCUGCAGCCUAGGCGCUUCUGGGGUGGGAGGAGAGGCAGGAACAGAAAGGACCAGAAAGGGUGGGAGGAGAGGGAGGAACAGAAAGGACCAGAAAUGUGAACUGGACACCUAGAGAACAGGAUGUGACUUUAGGACUCUUACUUGUGUCUAAAUUUCUAACACAUUCUCCAACCCCAGUUUAUCUCCUGUCCUCCCCGGCCCUUCUGUUAACAAAAAGCACAAACCAGACACACAGCUCUUGUCCAGAUACUGAGAGUGAGCCCUGCAUAGUCCUGGCCCUUGUUGCAUCCCCAGCUCUGUUACCUCAAUGACCAGCGUAAUGUGUUUGUGUAGCCUCUGAAGUGCUAGAGCCAGUGCUAGAUCACCGCUUCUCUAAGAAGUGCCUUCCUAUCUUUUUAAGGCCAGCUUUCGGCUUGUGUUAAAAUCUCAGCUGAGAGGUCUUGCAGACGGGGUGGCAAAGUGCUGUCAGUGUAUUUCCUGUGGCAUGGCACAUGGGGCUGGACACAGCUCCACUGAACUUUGGAGCCCCCAGAAAGGAGUUUCUGAAAAGUAGGGCUCUUUGGAAUUUCUUGGGAGCUAGGAAGUAGGAGUCUAGACCUACUUGUAUCACCAUAUCUGGCUCCCCUUCACUUUUGUUCUAACUAGAAAAUUCAGAGCAGACACUGACAAGGCAGCUAGAUCUGUAGCUCUGGCCAAAGCAAGUGAGAAGGGUUUGUGGGUAUGACGGCUGUUGGGUAAUGCAACUCAUUUGGGGCCUUCAGGCUGGGGAGAGGGGGAGUGUGAGGAAGGCCAGGAUAUCGAUGGGCUGGUGUGGCACUGAGCCUCAGUCACAGCGAUCCAGCUUUGGGUCCCCAGUGCCUAGGAAUGUUGGCCCCUGGAUUGUCCGUAUGAAUGUGAAAGGAGCAGAAAGGCCUGUUCACAUGGGAAACAAAGCUGCGGUCUGAAAACCGGAGGGACGCAUCUAUCUCAGUUUGGUAUUUGGAGACCAGGGGCCUGGACGUUAGCAGGAUGGUUCUGGCCACCGUGAGCAUCAACUGAAGAUGAUGUGGCAGCUGUCUUGUCAGUGUCUGCUCUGAAUUCCCUGUUAGAAAGUGAAAGUGAGCCAGGCAUAGUGACACAAGCCUGCAAUCCCAGCUACUCCAGAGGCUGAAGCAGGGGAAUUGCAAGUUUGAUUCCAGCCUGAGUAACUGGGAAACAGCCUGAGAUCCUGCCCCAAAACUUAAAUGAGGGCUGGGGUUGUACCUCAAAUUAGUCUUUCCAGAAUGAAAAAUGAGGGCUGGGGCUGUAGCUUGGUGGUAGAAUGCUUGCCUGUGUGUGAGGCCCUGGGUUCAAUCCCCAGUACAGGGGAAAAAACAAGAAAUAAGUGAAAACGAUGGGAUGGGUAAUGGGCAGUACUUCCCCAGAAGUUCGCGGUGUCCUCUCCUUUCCAGAACGAGCACUGCCCAGUGGAAAGAGCAUCACCUCCCUAUAUAAUUAGGCUGGGAGGAAGUCAAGUCACAGAUACAUAGAGCCAAGCCUACCAGCUCCUGACACAUGCAUCAGGACCAUGGGACAGACCUGGACACCAGCUCUCUCCAGCAGGGAGCACAGACUGUGAAGAGCCUGGCGCUGGGGGACCUCAGCCCCACCCUGUGAAGCACCCACCAGCUCCUCUGUGGACCUAGGGGCUUCUGCCUCUUCUGAUUCCUGCCCAGAGCCCAGGAACCUCUGGGCUGGAGUUAUACUCUUAACUAGGAAGCAACAGUAUCUGCUCAAGAUAGAAGCCAAGAUAAGAGCACUGCCAGGCAACUCAGUCACCUGCUGACCUGUGACUGUCCUUUCCUCAGACUCUUGUGGGUCCUGCUUCCCACGCCGUCACUCUCCCGGCCAGAGCCACACCUACAUCUCAGACCAUCACAGCUGCCACUGCCUCAGCUGCGAUCUCAAAGGACCCCUGCCCCUCCUCACCCCCAGUGCUGCCAACAGCUGAGCCGUGCCCAGCAUUGGAGGUGACCUAGCCAGAGUGCAAGUGCCACUGAAUGGAACACUGACCUUGUCCUGUAUGGCCUGCAGCCGCUCCCCUCACCUCAGCAUCCUCUAUUGGCUGAGCAAUGGCUCCUUCAUUGAGCCCCUCCCAGGCCAGCUGAGGGAGUACAGCACCAGGUGAGGGUCUGAGCCAUACCAGUGGGAGGUAGGCCUCGUCCUAUAGCCCUCACUUUUCCUUCCCUGCUCCAGCCAGGAGCGAAGAAGCACAAGUACCCAGCUGUGGAAGGCCUUAGUGCUGGAGGAGCUGAGCCCUGCCCUGUGAAGCACCAACUUAUCCUGUGUAUUUGCAGACCCUGGACAGGUUGCCUAGUGUCACGUCCUCCGGCCCAGCUCUGGGUAAGGAACAGAGCUCUGCUUCUGUGUGGGAAUAAAGGGUGGAGUCUGCCAGGGCAGCCACUAGGCUAUGCUCACCACUGCCCAAGGCCAGCCUGAGGUGCAAGCGAAAAGAAACUUUGGUCUCUGGCAGGGAGGGAGGCAUAGCCUAGACAGAAAUGACCAAAUGUCCUUCCACUCUUGGCUCUGAAUUCUCUGCCUCACCCCAGGAUGGGCUGAGGAUAAGCUGCCCUCUCAAAAAGCCCUGCCUUCUAGCCCAGGGUCCCCGCUGCCCACAUCAGCAGGGUCAGGUCAACACAGAACAGCAAAAGCAUGACCCCGAGCAGCCUUUCCCACCUGCCUA